Molecule: messenger RNA, 240 nt
Organism: Dictyostelium discoideum AX4
Lineage: Eukaryota; Evosea; Eumycetozoa; Dictyosteliales; Dictyosteliaceae
Exons: 2
Coding region: 1-240 (79 amino acids)
Cellular component (GO): membrane
Source: RefSeq, a predicted model, not a curated record
AUGAACGGUGGAGCACCAACAAAGAUUGCAAAUUUUCUUCAUAAAUCAAUUGUUUCAGUAUUAGCACUCACAUCAUUAGGCUGUGGUGUUUUUGUUAUCAGUGCAACUGCUGAUUUAUUGGAAAGAAGAAAAAAAAGAAGGGAAGAAGAAGAUAGAAUUAUAAAUGAAUUUAUUGAAAAUGAUAAAAAAAGAAUUUUAGAAGAAAAUUUAAGACAACAACAACAGCAACAACAAAAAUAA